Drosophila subobscura is the source of this 4077-nucleotide messenger RNA. Its product is annotated as anoctamin-6. Gene Ontology annotation, biological process: chloride transmembrane transport. The transcript has 9 exons. Gene Ontology annotation, cellular component: plasma membrane. The record is from RefSeq and is a predicted model, not a curated record. NCBI's taxonomy places the organism in Eukaryota, Metazoa, Arthropoda, Insecta, Diptera, Drosophilidae. Gene Ontology annotation, molecular function: protein dimerization activity; chloride channel activity. The coding region runs from base 236 to 3316 and encodes 1026 amino acids.
UCGUCGUCGGGGUCGUGUAAUACCGUUAUGCCCGGGCCUAGGCGCCUCUGCGCAGCCGCCCCCCGUUCGUGUGUGGAAACGACGUGGAUCGCCAGGAAUCGAUAACCAGAGAGAGGAGAGGAAGGACGAAGCCCGAAGCCCUGCACACAAAAGGAUCCAACGAUCAUCGAAACAAGCAAGAAAAUAAAACUGCCAUUCUCCACGCUAUUCUCUCUCUACCUCUCUGCCACUCACCAUGUAUUCGGCGGUCCGCACCCACGACUACGACUAUCCCGAAUCGGAGAUGGACGAGCGCGAGAGCCUGUACUUUGACACCAUUUCGCUGGCGGAUUCGGAGGCGGCUGCGGCGGCGGCCGCCCACCGCAAAUCGCUAUCACAGUCGCGCAACACCAUCUACCAUUCGGCCGUGGAUCUGGCCAACGAUGAGACGCGCAAUAGUCUGCGCCUGGGUAGUGGCGCCGCCGCCGAGCAUGCGGCUCUGGCGUGGCAGCCCGGCUAUCGGCAGUCGACGGCACUGGAGCACCUGAACGGUGGUGGCGGUGGCGAUCAAACGGAUGCAGUGAUUGCCGCACAAAUGCUGGCCCUGCACAACGGACGCAAUCAUUUGCCCACGGGGAUUGGUGUUGGCGGCCAUACAGUUACUGGAGGAGGAGCUCUAGGAGGAGCAGGAGCAGGAGGUGGUGACGAUGAGGUCUCUAGACGUCUGUUAAGAAAUAGUAGCACAGUUUCUAAUAAAGAUAAGAAAUUGCCAAUUACAUACUCCCAGUGGAAAUUGAGGACCUAUAGACGCUUUGAUGAUGGAAAACGUAGUGUGGACUUUGUGCUGGCCUACAAUGGCGAGGAUCAGGUGGAGGAUCAUCGACACAAGCGAGAGAUCUUCGAGGCGAAUCUGCAGCGUGAGGGCCUGCAGCUGGAGCACAACAAAGUGCAGCGCGUGCACUUUAUCAAGAUUCAUGCCCCCUUCGAGGUGCUCUAUCGCUAUGCAGAGAUACUGAAGAUCAAGGUGCCACUGAAGCCGAUACCCGGCCAGGAUCAGAUUUUCGAUGAGGCGGCGCCCGCCUUCAAGUCCUGCUUCACCCGCAUGUGCCGCAGUCUCUUCAGUUCCGUGCAGCUAAACACGGAGCUCUUUCCCGAGCGCGAACCGCGCAUCCACCUGGAGUUCUCGCGCAACUAUCUGGAGCUGUACGACACAGAGCAUCCCAACUUCUUCGAUGACAGCACUCGGUACUCCAUCAUCAACUUUAUAUUGCAGCGGCAGCAUUUUCUCGAGGGCGAGGAGACAGCCGACAAUCUAGGCAUCGAGAAGCUCGUUCAAGAUGGCAUCUAUACAUGCGCUUACACCCUGCAUGAUAAAACGGACAGGGAUCGUCUGCUCAAGGAGUGGGCCAACAUAACCAAGUGGAAGAACCUCCAGCCACUGGACCAAAUCAAAGACUACUUCGGUGCCAAGGUGGCACUGUACUUUGCCUGGCUGGGAUUCUACACACAAAUGCUGAUACCCAUUAGCGUAUUUGGUUUGCUCUGCUUCCUCUACGGCUUUGUGACGUGGAGCAGUGAUCCGAUCAGUCGCGAUAUCUGCGAGGACAGUGGGACCAUCAUGUGUCCGCAGUGCGAUCGCAGCUGCGACUAUUGGCGCCUGAACGAGACGUGCACGUCUUCCAAGUUUAAUUAUCUGAUAGACAACAAUAUGACGGUGGUAUUCGCCCUGGCCAUGGCCAUUUGGUCGGUGACCUAUUUGGAAUUCUGGAAACGCUAUUCGGCGGGGCUGGUGCAUCGCUGGGGACUGACGGGAUUCACGCAUCAUGUGGAGCAUCCGCGGCCACAGUAUCUGGCCAAGAUAUCGCACUCGCGGAAGCUGGCUGGCAAGACGCAGGGCACCACUCUGGAUCCGGAUGUGCCCUUUUGGAGCAUCAAGUUCUUGCCAAAUUUUACCAGCUACAGCAUCAUGGUGUUGUUUAUUUGCAUAUCAGUGAUUGCCAUUGCGGGCAUCAUCAUCUAUCGAAUGGCACAGCGUGCCUCACACAGCAUCCUCGGCAGCGAGAACUCAAUGACCUUCAAGGUGAUGAUCCUGCCCAUGACGGCGGGCAUCAUAGAUCUGAUUGUCAUCUCGCUGCUGGACCUGGUCUACUCCAAUUUGGCCAUACGUCUGACCAACUACGAGUACUGUCGCACCCAGACGGAGUACGACGAGAGUCUCACCAUCAAGAACUAUGUGUUCCAGUUUGUCAACUACUAUUCCUCGCUCUUCUACAUUGCCUUCCUCAAGGGCAAGUUUGUUGGCUAUCCGGCCAAGUAUAAUCGCGUGCUGGGCUUCCGUCAGGAGGAGUGCAAUCCGGGCGGCUGUCUCAUGGAGCUCUGCAUGCAGCUGGUGAUCAUAAUGGCCGGCAAGCAGGCAGUGAAUGCCAUUGUCGAGAUGCUCAUUCCUUACUUGAUGCGCACUGUCAAGGAGAUGAUCUACCGCCAUGGCUGGUACAAGAGCCACAAGGAGCAGCGACUGGUGCCCUACAAUCAGUUUACCGAGGACUACAAUCUACUGCCCGCCGAGAAUAAUUCACUUUACGUGGAGUACCUGGAGAUGGUUGUGCAAUUCGGUUUUAUCACAUUAUUCAGCCUGGCCUUUCCGCUGGCACCGCUGCUGGCGCUGCUCAAUAAUGUGAUCGAAGUGCGUUUGGAUGCCAUCAAAAUGUUGCGCUUCCUGCGACGCCCUGUGGGCAUGCGAGCCCGGGACAUUGGCGUGUGGCACAACAUCAUGACUGUGGUCACACGCAUAGCCGUGGCCUCCAGCGCCAUGAUAAUUGCAUUUAGCACCAACCUCAUACCGAAAAUCGUGUACGCAGCCUCAACGGACGACCGGGAGCUCAAUGGUUAUCUGAACUUUACUCUGGCGUACUUCAACACGAAGGACUUUCAGGUGCAGCCACUGCUGGGCGGCAGUCAGUAUGUCAACGAGACAGAGUGUCGCUACACUGAGUUCCGGAAUCCGCCCACAGAUGAUCAUCCGUACAAGCGGCCCAUGAUCUAUUGGAAAAUACUUACGGGUCGUCUCGCCUUCAUAGUCAUCUAUCAGAACAUCAUCAAUAUGCUGCAGGGUGUGCUGCGCUGGGCCGUGCCCGAUGUCUCUGGCCGGCUGCUGAAGCGCAUCAAGCGCGAGAACUUCCUGCUGCGCGAGCACAUCAUUGAGUACGAGAAGCAGCAUGCCAUGCUGCAGGCCCAGACAGCAGUCCAGAACCAGUUGCAGCAGACCAAGAGCCAGGAGUCGUCGGUGCUGCGCCAGCGACAUGGAGGAGGCAAUGAGGAUGCAACCUCAUUUGUUUGAAAGCCUGAAACGCCUGCCUGCCUGCCUAUAUACAUAUAUAUAUUUAUGUAUAUAAGUUCAUUCCUUGAUUAUUCGUUGAAUUUUUUGUAUAUACACGCGGACCCACGUCCAGCAGUUGUUGUGCUUUGUACUUAAGAUGAUUUUUGAUAAUGUGUGUGUGAGUGUGUUUUGCAUCGAAAAUGCUCAAGAAAGUGCAUUUUGAUAUACUUUAUAAACAUUAUUGUUGGAAUGAGAUUACAGUUGGAAUCAGAUGUAGCUAAUUUAUGUAAAGAAUCAUCUUUGCUUUGGCCAGCGCCAGCACACAUCAACCAUACAGAUUAUACAUAAUGGAUAGAUAGAAAGAUGUAGUUAUAUUUGUACUUUGUAGAGGAGGGUAAUCAAUGUCCAAUGUCCAAAAUGUGUGCAUUAUUCGUUUACUUUGUGUUGUAUUAUUUAUUGUUUUGCCCUGCAAAGGAAUGUAUAGGAGGAUCAUGAAAGAACAAACAAACAAAACGAAUUAUACACCAUAGUAUAUACAUAUGUGUGUACAUAUGUACAUAUGUACAUGCCUGUGUGCUAUGUAUCUACUAAAACACUAAGAAACAAUCCAAUGUACCUUACCAGGCAUAUACUUGCUCUACCUACAACAAAACGAACACAAACAUAUGACACAAAUAUGUAGCGGUCCGCUGUCCCACACACUCCCCCCCUCCCGCAUUGUUUAUUGAUUGUUGAAUCCAUUGCGGAGUACGCUAGGAGGUAUCUUUUGUAUGUACAAUCUC